AUGAGACCGCUCGGCCGACUCGCGGUGUGUUCACCCUGCGCGCGCGCAACGUGGCGGCCAUGUGCGCGCCAGUCGUGUACCGGCCGCGGUCGAAACAUGUCGCGUCUACCGUUGCUGCUGCUCUUCGCGGCGGCCCACAGCUGCGCCAGCGCCUACGUCACGGAGCCGCCGUCGUUCGCCAGGCGGCUGGACAGGCUGUACGAGAAGCUCGAGCGGUUCACCCUAGCGCCGGUGCAGCGCCGCGACAGGCUCGGCGACAAGCUUAACGCGAAGCUGGACAAGCUGGACGCGCUCGCGCCGGACCGCUUGGACGAGGACGAGGAGCUGGCGACGAUGAUGCAGCUGUUCGGAGACAUGAGCGACGAGCAGGUGCGCGAUGUCGUGAAGGAGCUGCAGAAGAUGAAGGAGCUCCCUGAUGAUGAGAAGGGGGACAAGUUGGCGGACGGCGACUACGCGGAGGACUGGAACGACGCGGACACGCUUCUACAAGAUUUAGGGGAAGGGGACUACGCGAUGGAUGGCGAAGACUGGCACCCUUUGGACGACCCUGAAGUUUCGACCUUCAAGCCCGGGUCCGUAGUGCCGUCAGCUAUAACGAAAAUCGACUCUGGCUACCGGGAAGUAGUGCUAUCCGCUGUGGACCCAGUAGCUGCCACCAACGAAAGACCGAGGAUCUUGGACGACUCAAACCUCACGCCGGCAGAGAAGGCAGCACUGCAACGCAGUGUGGUCGCGAACAUGAAAACGGUCUUGCGGACCGGCACGUGCCAGACGCCGCAGCCACGCUGGCUGCCAGUGCGACAGCUCGCGCCAGCCGCUAAUACUGUGUACAUACCGGCGUGCGUGCAGCUGCACCGAUGCGCGCCUGACGCCGGCUGCUGCUAUAGCGAGGCCGAGGUGUGCGCGCCCGUCGACGGGAAGCACGUCGCGAUACCCUUCUUUUUGAGCAAAGUUGAUGGUACCCUGACCGUCGCCCGCAUGCUGUUCUUCAACCACACGAGCUGCGCUUGCGUGUCGCGCGAGACGCUACAGAGCACCGCGCGGGCGAGGAUCGAACCGCAGCCCAUCACGGAGGGCCAGAAGUCCAAGCAGGAGGGCGAUUGGCGGCAGCCCACUGAGGAGCCGAGGCUGGAGAGGGACGAGGAGAGGACAGCGCCGCCGCAAUUGAAGAGGUGCACGUGCCCGAUGCUGUUCGCGGCGCGCACGUCCGCGCUGGGCGCGUGCUUGUGCACGUGCGAGUGGGCGGACGCGGGGCGGCGGCGCGACUGCCAGUCGCUGGCGCGCGGCCGCGAGCACUUCGGGCUGCGCGACCGCGUGUGCGUGCAGCGGGGCGAGUGCUCGCCGCCCGGCUGCGACGCGGGCCGCUACGAGCCCGCGCUGGGCCGCUGCCCGCCGCACCGGCCGCGCCCCUACCGCCGCGUGCGCUUCCACCGCGCGCGCCCCCGCGCCGACGGGGCGGCGGACACCAAGACG
Molecule: messenger RNA, 1473 nt
Organism: Iphiclides podalirius (scarce swallowtail)
Lineage: Eukaryota; Metazoa; Arthropoda; Insecta; Lepidoptera; Papilionidae
Source: the annotation of a GenBank genome assembly